GAGAAGUAUAGAUCUGGGUAUGAUGGAGACAUCUAGCCUCUAAUCAUGGGCACUUAAGGGGAUUGCAGACUUGAAGGGGUUGAACCAACUACCCGCAAGUCAUGGGCAUCCGAUGUUGUGUAAGAAAUAGAUGCAGGCAGGGGGAGAAAGAUGGCCAUUUUUGCCAAAUCGUAAUCGAAGAUGUUGAUGAGACCACAUUGUUCAAACACAGGGAGCUGGAGAAGAAGCGUCGUCCUCCAAAACCAAAGGAAACAUUUGUGAGUGAAAGGUGUUGCUAUUAAUCCUUACUCAGGAACAACCGCCGUAAGCCAGGAAUUUCCCAGGCCAACAAGGACAUAGUCGUCGUAUUCAGAGCUGCAAUAAAUAGAGAUGGACUCAUCCUGGGCUAUCUUCUUCCAUUUCCUUACGAGUCUGGGAAGGGUGGGUGACUGAGGCAUGGAGACUUGGAUGUAGCAAAGAGAAACCCUGAGAAGUGGAAAGCAGACAUUCAACAUUGGAGUGUGGCAUGCCACCCGUUGACAAGGUACUGGCGGCAAAAAAGAUCCAGGCCUGGUGGCGGGGCACGCUGGUGCGACGCACACUACUGCACGCGGCCCUCAGAGCUUUGAUCAUCCAGUGCUGGUGGAGGCAGGUGCUGGCGAAGCUGCUGGCGAAGAAGCGGCGGGCCGCGCUGGAGCUCUGCGCACGGCAGCAAUGGGCAGCAGUCAGGCUGCAGUCCUGGGUCCGCAUGUGGCGUGUCCGUCGGCGUUACUGUCGUUUGCUCAACGCUGUCCGCAUCAUCCAGGUCUAUUGGCGCUGGCGAAGUUGCCAUACCCGUGGCUUUUUCCACGGCAGCUACGAGCUGGCAACAAGCCAGCUGAACCUUGAGCUUGACAUCUUCCUGGGAUCACAGAUUUGCCGAAUUACGGACUGCAUCCCCUUCCCAAUAAAGAACUGACCAGAUCUGCUCCAA
Molecule: messenger RNA, 952 nt
Organism: Cebus imitator (Panamanian white-faced capuchin)
Lineage: Eukaryota; Metazoa; Chordata; Mammalia; Primates; Cebidae
Product: IQ domain-containing protein F5-like
Exons: 4
Coding region: 506-937 (143 amino acids)
Molecular function (GO): calmodulin binding
Source: RefSeq, a predicted model, not a curated record